This is a messenger RNA of Andrographis paniculata, 1036 nucleotides long. RefSeq names its product red chlorophyll catabolite reductase. NCBI's taxonomy places the organism in Eukaryota, Viridiplantae, Streptophyta, Magnoliopsida, Lamiales, Acanthaceae. Bases 34 to 984 code for a protein of 316 amino acids. The transcript is spliced from 2 exons. The record is from RefSeq and is a predicted model, not a curated record. Gene Ontology annotation, biological process: chlorophyll catabolic process. Gene Ontology annotation, molecular function: red chlorophyll catabolite reductase activity. Gene Ontology annotation, cellular component: chloroplast.
UCGACACAACCAUCCGAGCUACCGAGUCCUCUCAUGGUCAUGGCAGUGCGCUUGGCCAAUUAUCCGCAUUCGACGUUCAGUUUCCAGUUGCCUAGUCAUAGUCGUCGUCGCGGCCUUUCGCGGAAGCGAUUAGGGCGUCUUUCAGCUUCAAUGAAUUCCGGCGAUGAUCUCAGUUCGAAGUUAAUGGAAUUUCCUUACGUGUCUGGUCCUCACAGAAGAUUGAUGGUGGAUUUGCUAUCCACUGUGGACAGUCGCCUUGGAUCCUCACUGCAGUCGUGUACUCUUCCAUCCGACGUACAGCACUUUGGGAAUGACAGCGGGACAGCUCGUGCUACUCUGAACCUUCGAUCUGGAAUACCUUCGUCUCAGAUUGAUCUCAUUGUAGGAAGCUGGAUCCACUGUGAGCUUCCAUCCGGUGGAGCGUUGAACAUAACGAGCCUUUCAGCCUAUUUACGAGCUUCAACUGAUGCCCCACACUUCCUUCUGGACCUCAUCCAAAGUAGCUCAACAUCACUUGUGCUGGUUCUCGAUUUGACUCCUCGAAAGGAUCUCAUCAUGUAUCCCGAAUACCUCAAAACUUACUACGAAGAUCCCCAAUUGGACAGGCAUAGACAGCGCCUCCAUGAUCUGCCUCAGGUAAGUCCUUACAUAUCACCCUCUCUUUACAUACGGGCGAUUCUUUCUCCAACUGCAAUUAUAGCAUCGAUAGAUGUUGGAGCGAGUGAAGGAACUACUGAAAUUGGUGAUAUUAUUCGAGAUCAUAUCGAUCCCAUUAGCAAGGAGUUUCUGAAUUUUUGGAUAGAGUCGUGUGCCUGCACGGAUAGGAAUUUGGGAGAGGUUGAGCAGACCUAUUUAGCUGAGAGGGAUCGAGUGAUUAAGAAUAAGACCAUUGAGGUUGAUCUCGGCUCAAGUUUCCCGAGGUUGUUCGGGAAAGAUGUUGCUGAAAGAACUCUAGGUGUGUUGAAGGAAUAUUAUAACAAAUGAUCUGUAAUUCGGACAUGUUUGUUGCUAUCUAUCAUCUUAGGUUGUUCAUGUA